Prorocentrum cordatum is the source of this 1305-nucleotide messenger RNA. The record is from the annotation of a GenBank genome assembly. NCBI's taxonomy places the organism in Eukaryota, Dinophyceae, Prorocentrales, Prorocentraceae.
AUGGUUGUGGCGUUCACCGAACCGUCCUUGGCGUUCACAGCAGUCAGGCCCUGUUCGAUUCCUGCCUCAUGCGAGGUUACUACAGGGCUUCGCUUUUUUAGUAGGGUCGCAGGUAACGUUAGGCGGGGUAUGCUUAUGGGGGAAUGCAUGAUGAUCGUAGGCGGCGAAUUGUCAGCGUUAGCGGUGCACCGCCUGGAGGGUGGUGCAGCGUCCACGGAUGGCGGCAUGCAUGAUUGGAUUGUCGUUGCGCAUAGCGUAUCCAGCUGCCUGCGGAUGCCGCCUGGUGCCAGGCGACGCGAGUGCGCUGGGGCAGAAUUCAUCGCUCGUGCGGGGACGCGGAAGCACGCCGGCCAGGCGGCCGCUCCAGCGCCGUGCGCUCGGGGGCAGCGCGGAGGUGCGCAGCCGGCCACAGACGGAGCGCCGCCAUUUUUUGCUGUCCUCGCCGCGGGGGGGAGGCCGGGAGAAGGAAGGGUCGUCGACCCAGACGCCCGACGGGCUGUUUUUUUCGUCGCUCCGUGGCCUCACAGAGGGCCCGACAGCUUCCCCGGGGGGUACUGUGUCGCCCCCGGUCUGCUCGUGGUGGCCCCGGGGCUCGCGGUGGCCCCUAAUAGCACAACGCCCGAACCGUCGGCGAUCGGGGGGGCGAGGCUGCGCCCCUGGGAGCAGGGGGGACCAGGCGGUGCCCCGCGGGAGGCCCCGCGGGGGGCGUGCAGCGUGGGCGAGGCCCCCCCCCGCGCGCGGCGUGUGGGCGGCGCCGCUCCGUGCCCGCGCACCCUCGAGGAGGCCCCUCCGCGCGGGGAGCGGCCCGGGGCGGGCCUUCCGCCCGAGAGCGGGCCUCCGCUCGGCCGAGUGGCAGACCCGGGCCCCCUCGCGCUGAGACAAGACGGCGACGGGAGGUCUUUCGCUGUGUUCGGCCCUCGGGGGCCCUCACCGGGCCUCCGGAGCGUCAGAGAACGGCUCGGGGUGAGAAGCCAGUCCCGGGGAAGGGGUCCAGACCUCUCGGGGUCGGCGCUGCAAAGACAGCACGGCGUCGGGGGUCUGGGGAGUGACCCUUACCAUGCCGACCCACGUCCGCGUGGCCGUCGCUUCCACAGCUCGUGCCGGUCUGGCAGCUCUGCUCGGUGUUCGAGCCGCCCCGCCUCGGCCACGGGGGGCAGGCUAGGUUUAUAUAUACUCGUGCCCGGCACUCUGUCGCUGUUUUGCCUGCCCACGGCGUGCCCCGCUUCUGCCGCUCACGCCGUGUGCCUCUGUGGCUUCUCCGUCAUAGUCUUUGCCAGUUCGAAGCACCACUCUUCGUCAUUUUGA